AUGGCUGACGACGCCGCUGCUCCCGUGGUGACACCCGCGAAGAAGGGACGCAAGCCCAAGGAGGGAGGUGCGAAGAAGAAGGCCAGCAAGCCGUCACACCCGCCCACGUUGGAGAUGAUCGCCAAGGCGAUCUCUGCCGAGAAGGAUCCCAAGGGCGUCUCAGUGAUGGCAAUCAAGAAGUACAUUCUGGCGCAGUACAAGGUGCAGCCGGUAAUGUUGCGGCACAUGCUGCGGCGCGCCUUCGAGGCCGGUCUCGCCUCCGGCAAGCUAACCCGGCCCAAGGGUCAAGCCGAGGCCCGUCUGCUUUCCGGCCGGUACCGCCUGGCUUCCAAGGAGAAGGCCGGAGCCGCAGCCGCCGCGCCCAAGCCCAAGAAGGUCAAGUCGCCAGCCAAGAAGGCGGCCGUGAAGAAGGUCAAGAAGGCGAAGACGCCGAAGAAGAAGGCUGCACCGGCCGCCGCCAAGAAGGCGAAGUCUCCAAAGAAGGUCAAGAAAACCCCGAAGAAGCCCGCCGCCAAGAAGGCUCCGGCGAAGAAGAAGAGCCCCAAGAAGGCAGCGAAGAAGGCGUAA
Pollicipes pollicipes is the source of this 567-nucleotide messenger RNA. Its product is annotated as histone H1-like. Bases 1 to 567 code for a protein of 188 amino acids. The record is from RefSeq and is a predicted model, not a curated record. Lineage: Eukaryota; Metazoa; Arthropoda; Thecostraca; Pollicipedomorpha; Pollicipedidae. Gene Ontology annotation, biological process: chromosome condensation; nucleosome assembly; negative regulation of DNA recombination. Gene Ontology annotation, molecular function: structural constituent of chromatin; double-stranded DNA binding; nucleosomal DNA binding. Gene Ontology annotation, cellular component: nucleosome; nucleus. The transcript has a single exon.